Molecule: messenger RNA, 1565 nt
Organism: Caenorhabditis briggsae
Lineage: Eukaryota; Metazoa; Nematoda; Chromadorea; Rhabditida; Rhabditidae
Exons: 6
Biological process (GO): innate immune response
Source: RefSeq, a predicted model, not a curated record
AUGCCGUCUGUAUAUGAAUAUUUGACGGAUCAACAGAAGAAUAACAUUAUGAGGAUACAUGUUGAAAUCGCUCCCGACUAUAUUAAGUUGAUUUUGGGAUUGCAGUCACUUUAUGGAAAAACCAAUUACUAUAUCAAUUAUGAAAAAUUCGGAAGUAAUACUACAAUUGUGAUGUUCGAUAAAGAAGAUUUGGAUCCAAUACAACACAAUUUUGUAGACGUGUUCUUAGAAGAUUUAGAGAUGCUGAUGGUGCAUCGGAAAACCGUUUUGUCAUACAUUUGUAUAGAUUAUUUCCGAGCAACCGUCGACGAUCGUGCAAGAAUUUGUGAACGUCUCGAGAUGAGUUUGAAAUUGAGAAGUACGGCGUUCCCUGUCGAACAAGCUGAAUUUCGUAGAACUACCAUAGCCCAGGCGGCAUCAUUCACACGGUUACUGGAUCGAGCGAAAUUGUCGAAAGUAGUCUUAUGGCAGAUAGUGGAUCCAGAAAACCUUGAAAGGUUUCUGAACGAAUUCAAAAGUGAGAAAGCCAACAACGACGGUAAUUUCAUCAGCAUCCAUGUCACAGAAGAGUUCCGAUUCGAAUUAGAUCAAAUAUCACAAACCAAACAAUGGAAGAGUGCUGAACAAUUGAUUUGCAAGCAUUUGACUAUAGAAACACCAAUUCAAGAGAUGAAUGUUUUGCACUUUGCUGAUUUGGAAAUUCUAGUGGAGGCGUUAUCCUCUGAAGAUGUGGCUUAUCUAAAGACAGAAGUUUCGAAUGUACCCGAGAAUUUUGUGAUCCCAUUUGAAGCACAAAGUAUUCGUGUUUUCCCGGCUCCUUGGAUCACAUUUAAUCAUCUGGAUUCCAUGAGAAAUUGCGUUUCAAUCGAGUUGUCCGGUUCGAAUUUAACAAAUGAAGACAUUCAAAAGUUCAUUGAUAACUGGAAACAAGGUCGAUAUCCAAAUCUUCAAUGGCUCAGUGUGGAAAGUACCAAGUUUACUGAUAACUUUUCGAUCGAUGGAUUAGAAUCUCUUGAGGACACAUCCAACAUUUGUGAGCAAAGAGAAGUUUCGAAUGUACCCGAGAAUUUUGUGAUCCCAUUUGAAGCACAAAGUAUUCGUGUUUUCCCGGCUCCUUGGAUCACAUUUAAUCAUCUGGAUUCCAUGAGAAAUUGCGUUUCAAUCGAGUUGUCCGGUUCGAAUUUAACAAAUGAAGACAUUCAAAAGUUCAUUGAUAACUGGAAACAAGGUCGAUAUCCAAAUCUUCAAUGGCUCAGUGUGGAAAGUACCAAGUUUACUGAUAACUUUUCGAUCGAUGGAUUAGAAUCUCUUGAGGACACAUCCAACAUUUGUGAGCAAAGAAUUCUUGUUCCUGUUUUCAUUUACAUCGCCAUGAAACCUUCACAUCAGGAUGCCUGCGCUACCAUUUGCAUGUGUAUCAGAAGUCAAUCAAUUUCUGAUUGGUUUAUUGGCAAUUCAACGAUUCUUCGUUUAUUUCUAUCCGAGCACCGAGAAAUACUUGAAUUUCUCCAGAAGAACGGUGAACUGGAUUCUGGUAGUUGCCUAUGCAUGUUCAAUUUCAGAAG